Acomys russatus (golden spiny mouse) is the source of this 1019-nucleotide messenger RNA. RefSeq names its product regulator of G protein signaling 18 (gene Rgs18). The record is from RefSeq and is a predicted model, not a curated record. The transcript has 5 exons. Lineage: Eukaryota; Metazoa; Chordata; Mammalia; Rodentia; Muridae. Bases 192 to 899 code for a protein of 235 amino acids.
CUCAUUUCCACAUUUGCAAAGGCACAAACACAGCUCUUCGCUCUCUUUCCUGGACCUUUCUCUUUUUGUAAGCCUAGUGGAAAGGCUCAGGACAGUGUUUAACUCACCAUGUUUAACUAUGAAAUAGCACUCAUCAGUAGGAGAGAGAAGGACUAAGGAAAUCUGACAUCUCUUGCUCAUUGGGACCGAAUAUGACAAUGUCACUGGUUGUCUUUUCUCAAUUAAAUAUGGGUGACUCAAAAGAGAAAACUUUUUUCAAACUGACACAUGGGUCAGGAAAAGAAGAAACAAGCAUCGAGGCCAAAACCAGUGCUAAAGAAAAAAGAAAUAGGCUAAGCCUUCUUCUGCAGAGGCCUGACUUCCAUGGCGAGACUAACACCAGUAGAUCUGCCCUCUUGGCGAAAGAAACAAGAGUCCGGCCUGAAGAAGCAGUAAAAUGGGCUGAAUCCUUUGACAAACUGCUUUCUCAUAGAGAUGGACUGGAUACUUUUACCAGAUUUCUUAAAACUGAAUUCAGUGAAGAAAACAUUGAAUUUUGGGUAGCCUGUGAAGAUUUCAAGAAAUGCAAGGAACCACAACAAAUUGUCCUAAAAGCAAAAGCAAUAUAUGAGAAAUUCAUUCAGAAUGAUGCUCCAAAAGAGGUUAACCUGGAUUUUCAUACAAAAGAAGUCAUUACUAAGAGUGUCACACAGCCCACCCUCCACAGUUUUGAUGCAGCACAAAGCAGAGUGUAUCAGCUCAUGGAACAAGACAGUUACACACGGUUUCUGAAAUCUGAGAUCUACUUACAUUUGGUAGAAGGACGACCUCAGAGACCAACAAAUCUUAGGAGACGAUCACGAUCAUUUACCUACAAUGAGUUCCAAGAUGUAAAGUCAGAUGUUGCCAUUUGGCUAUGAGAAGGAGUAAUUUUUCUUGUUUUGAUGGUAAAUGUGUACAUCUGCUUCUAAAAUACAGUUUGUGUAUAGUAAGAAAUGAUUAUACUUUUUAGAACACACCACGAGAAAAUAUUUUUAAAA